AUGAGCCUGAAUAAAAUCUGGUUACUUAUAUUUUUAAUUGCUCCAAUAAUUGGCGAAUGUGAAGCGAUCAAUAAUAAAUUGCCUGCUAUCUAUUAUGGUAAUCAAGGCUGGAAUAUGAACCAAGUUCAAUCUUUUUCGUCGUGGAUUGGCAAACGUCCUAUGGUGAUUUUACUUUUUACUGAUUGGUGUAAUACAUCAAUGAAUAACUUGUUUACUUAUCAGCUGAAUAAUAUUUGGAAUAAUGGAAGUAUUCCAGCAAUUACAUGGGAACCAUUUGGUUGUGGUGGUAGCAGUCAACCGGGUAUCAUGAAACUAGUUCAAAACCAAACUUAUGACAUAUAUAUAAACCAAUUUGGAGAUCGUUUAAAAAUAUGGUUAGCCGGGCCUGAUGGUAUUUUCGGCAAUGGUGAUGAUCGAAGGGCAUACCUUCGAUUAGCUCAUGAAAUGAAUGGAAACUGGUAUCCGUGGUCGAUGGGUUCAACUCCACAAGAUUUUAUAUCGGCAUGGCGUCGUAUACAUGACAUAUUUACAAAUAAAAGUUUAGAUUCAACGAGACUUCAAUGGAUUUGGUGCGUGAAUAAUGCUGAUGUUGGAAGUUAUAGAGCUGAGAAUUAUUGGCCGGGACAAAAUUAUGUUGAUUGGAUGGGAAUCGAUGGAUACAAUUUUGGUACAAGUCAAAGUUGGAGUUCAUGGGUAACUCCGAAUCAAGUUUUCGAUACAAUGUUCACACGUUUACAAAACUUAUCUUCAACAAAACCAAUAUGUAUAAAUGAAUAUGCAUCAACAAGUUUGCGUAUCGGAAAUAUUUCCAAUAUAACAGCAAAAAAUGAUUGGUUACAACAGUUUUGCACCUACAUGAAUAAUAAACAAAUUAGAAUGGCUUCAUAUUUUAAUACAGAAAAAGAAACUGAUUGGGCAAUAUUUGGUGGUGUACGUGGAAAUAAUGUGUGGGGUAAUUUCAGUGUCUAUACUGCAUAUCGAGAUUGCCUUCAAUCAACUGAUUGGAUAUUGCCAAACAGUACAAAUGCAAGGCUCAUCAGUGAUGCGCAAUUCGCUGGUACAAGUUAG
Rotaria sp. Silwood1 is the source of this 1068-nucleotide messenger RNA. NCBI's taxonomy places the organism in Eukaryota, Metazoa, Rotifera, Eurotatoria, Philodinida, Philodinidae. The record is from the annotation of a GenBank genome assembly.